AUGUCGUUUCCACUCAGUUCCCGACCGUAUGGUCUGACCAUUGUCGCCGCCAUACUCGGCAUGCUCGCCUACUUUCGCACCCGGCUUAGCACAGACUCGUUCCCGUCUGAUCUGGGGAAACGCUCCACCUCCGCCAUCUUCCUGGCAUCCAUCUCCACCUUUGCUCAUUCCUCGAUCUCGUGGUUCCAUCAGUUCCUCUCGUCGCUGUCGCCGCUGCCGUCUUCUGCUGCUCCUUCACCAUCUCCGAGCAUGACCGUCGUCACAACCGCACAGCGCCCUCGCAGGUCCAGUGUCGCGGGCGAUCUCCUGGCGAAACUGCCCAGCACCGUCGUCGUCAGGAUCUUCGAGGCCACGGCCGAAAUCUCCAAGCGUGACAUCUGCAGCGUCUCCCGUCUAAAUCGUCGCUACCACACCUUGGCCGAUGCCGUGCUUUACAAGACGGUCCGCUUCCUUUCGCCUGAACUGCACCUUAUCUUCGGCCAAUCUCUCAACCGCCGACCCCGUCGUGGAUCGGCGAUUCACGAGAUCAAACUCGCCUACCCAGCCUCGCAGCUUUCCGAAGUCGUCUCCAAGUUGCCAGUCACUGGUGCUAGAGACUCGUACGACAAACCCCUACCCUUUGACAGUUUGUCUCGGACAAUCUCUACAAUGUCGAAUCUCGUGACCCUCGACAUUGCUGUCCCCGAGGCUUUGUUACACGGUAUCGGUCAGCUGUUCAACGGUCCCUUCGACUUGGCUUGCCUCCAAACAUGUACACUCUUCUAUCAGUGCCAGAAUGACCAGUUCUGGGAUCUCCAGGAGAACAUACACGUCUUUGGCCAUCCUACACUGGAGACUCUGGUAAUCAAAAAGGCCCGCCUGGGCGACAAGCCAUUCGAUCUUCCCGAACGCCCCGAAGAGACUGGUCUGAAAAGACUGCAUUUGAUCGACUGUGAUAUUAGCGAUGACGGUCUGUUCGAUUUGAUGCAUUACCCGGCCGCGUUGACAGAGUUUGUCAUGACACAAUCGCCAGAUCCUGGACCAGACCUGGAGGAGACCUCAGACAGCAUGAGGGACUACAUCAUUGCAAUCCAACCGCAAUGCAACUCCCUCGAAACAAUCACUGUGGAUCACCCGCUACUACGGAAUCGCAGAGCGCUCUCCUUGAGAGAUUUCGUCAAGCUCAAAACUCUCCGCCUCAACUGGGACCAUCAGCUCUUUGGACACUCUUCGAAGAAGCCCCGCCUGAAUUCCGUUGGCAUGCCGCCGGAGUUAGAGACCCUCGAGUUCUUCAAUCAGCUGGGCACUGACGAGGAGGUCACGGACCUCUUCGUGGCGAUGCUCAAGAACUUGACCGUCAUGGCUCGCAAACUGACGCAUCUGAUCGUCAUGGAGAGUGAGGAGGACGAGAAACCAGUUCCAAAGGAGGUGGAGGAGGCGUGCAAGUCGCAGCCUCAGCUUCGCGUGGACAUUAUUGGGAGGAUGGACACUGUGGAUUGUGGAGAGGACACAGCGGGAGGAAAUGGAUCCGACUCCGCAUAA
Messenger RNA from Cordyceps militaris CM01, 1521 nucleotides. RefSeq lists its product as uncharacterized. Bases 1 to 1521 code for a protein of 506 amino acids. NCBI's taxonomy places the organism in Eukaryota, Fungi, Ascomycota, Sordariomycetes, Hypocreales, Cordycipitaceae. The record is from RefSeq and is a predicted model, not a curated record. The transcript has a single exon.